Molecule: messenger RNA, 939 nt
Organism: Neopelma chrysocephalum (saffron-crested tyrant-manakin)
Lineage: Eukaryota; Metazoa; Chordata; Aves; Passeriformes; Pipridae
Gene: SPATA16
Product: spermatogenesis associated 16
Biological process (GO): spermatogenesis
Cellular component (GO): Golgi apparatus
Source: RefSeq, a predicted model, not a curated record
AGAAGUAAAAUUGGGAUGGGGGCACUCGAAAAGAUCAGAGGGGUUUUCUAUGUGUGCCUCACCAUUCCUGAUGUAAUGCAUGGCAGUACAGGACAAAUCUAGCAGGGAUAGCAGCAGAUGUUGAAAAACUAAGCACGAAUGCUGGAAAUGAGCCCCAUGAUUGCUGACUGUAGGUUCAUCACGAUGGGAGGCACCGCGUAUGCAACAAGGGACCUCAUCCAUCUGUAUUGGCAGGCAAAAAUUGAUAGCCCAAUGAGGAAGGAGGCUAUAAUUCAAGAAGCUUUCAAGAGAGAAAUAUCUUUUCUGGCUAUGUACAAACCAUUUGUGAAAGGAGAUGAGAGCGCCAAAAUAAAGGAGGCAGACAAAACCUUUGCUAAAAAGCACUCUGAUUACAUGCAGCACAUAUUUACAGAUCAUCACGGAAUUUGCAUGUGGCCAGACAUGGCUGCAUCUCCACCUACCCAGCAGUACUGACUUACUCUAGAUUUCAGAAACAAAUAUGUUGGAAAAAACUUGGAAGAGUCUUUAACUAGAAAACAGCCAAUCUUUUCAGACCAGAAAGCACCUUUCAGUCCUACCAUGGAUGAAGAAACAAAAAGACUGGGGGAAAGCAGUGAGAAAAAGAUCAUGCCAGUAAUGGAUUUUAUAAGAAGCACCAGAAUAAGUAUGAGUAUAAGACCAUGUCCAAGUGUGAUGGAGAGGUUUCAUUACAUGAUUCUCCUUGGCUGCUUGCAGAGAGUGGAGGAACAGUCCCAAGUGAUGAAUCAAGUGAUGGCUGAGCUGGCCACCCUUCCCUACCUACAGGAAGUCUCUUGGGAGGGUGCCAAACUGCUGCAGUCACUAAUGGCUGAUGCCAUGGACAUCCUUGAAGGAAAAAGUGAAGAAGAUUGUGUGUGGACUAAAAUUCAGAAGAUGAAUCUGACCCGACAGAAUGAAUAA